AUGUCAGACACGUUCAAAGUGGACGUUGAAGCGAAGUAUAAAUUGGGAAAAAUAUGGGGAUUUGCUGUACAGAUGCCUGCGGGUCUUGACUUAUGCCAAGUGAAAGUUGUGGUUCAGUGGCGAGUUCCCAAGAGCCCCGAUACACUUGUUCAGCACUUCGGUCGGGCAGGUCGUGACGGCUCCAUCCAAGCGAUUGCCAUCUUGAUUGCAGAGAAGGCUUAUUUCUCAAAGCCAAGAGUUGAUAAGAGAAAGGCCGAUCUUGAAGCCUCACUGCGUCCCAAUCUGAAAUGCAAAAAUGGCCCGCCCCAUGGCCCCCCUUCUGACGCACUUGUAGACCUUCCUCUCCCAGAAGUCCGAUCAGUCAAUGCACAGAGGACAGAUGAGGAAUUUCAGGAUGACGAUGAUGAUGAUGGCGCUGAGAGCAACGAAGAGGAGAACCUAAUGGAUUAUCCUUUUGAUGGCCCAACCAAUCCCGAAGGGGCACAGAUACCUCGGGGUGACAAAACAAAGUCGUCCAAACCACACAAAAGCGGCCGCCACUCGAAGUAUGAGAAUAUCGAGAGCUCGGUUGCAGAAUUUCUGUAUGCUGACAUGCUCCCAGAGAGCCAUCCUCAACUGAGUGACAACAUUGAACUGCAUCACGAGUCUUCCUCACAUGGGGCUUUCAGGGCCUGA
Molecule: messenger RNA, 675 nt
Organism: Cantharellus anzutake
Lineage: Eukaryota; Fungi; Basidiomycota; Agaricomycetes; Cantharellales; Hydnaceae
Exons: 4
Coding region: 1-675 (224 amino acids)
Source: RefSeq, a predicted model, not a curated record